Molecule: messenger RNA, 1118 nt
Organism: Cercospora beticola
Lineage: Eukaryota; Fungi; Ascomycota; Dothideomycetes; Mycosphaerellales; Mycosphaerellaceae
Source: RefSeq, a predicted model, not a curated record
UCACUUCGGCCUUUGCAUACCAUCCCACAAUCUACCAACACCUCCUACGCAUCCCUUGUAGAGAUCUGGAAAGAGCCAGAAAGAUCUUCCUCAAACUUUGUGAAUAAUCGAAGCCGGAAGCCAACCAGAUUCCAACGCCUUUCAUAGAGCAUUGAACUCGAACCUCACUCUUUCGCCAUGUGUGUCUCAAAAUUCAUCAAAUACACCUGCGGAUGUAAGAAGGAGAUGGAGUUUAUCCAUUGCGACGCGAGACGUGGGACCAACGUGCGUUGCCACCCAAUAGAGAAACAAUGGGGCAAGGACUCGACCAAUUAUUGUUCAAAGCAUUUGGUGAAGCCGGAUGCGCCAGUAAAAUAUUAUGAUCAAGAUGGUAACCAGAUCUAAGAGUCCUGCGAUGGUGGAGAGUCUGACUUAGGUUCGAGGCAAGCAACAGAAGAACCUAACUGGCUGUCAGCCACGUCGGACGGGCAGGUUCCAUGAUUGGAAACGUGUAUCUAGUAACCACUUAUUGUCUUGGAUUGAAGUAUCCUCCUCUUUUGCAGGCGUACGGCAUGUUCGAAGGUUCCUUCUUUCCAGCAUCACUUGAUUGCCACAACAGCUGAGCUUCUUGACACUCCUGGAAGUGCUCGAGAAACGAUUGUCGUGAAUAGACUUUAUCACGAAGGCUGAAAGCAAGUUCAUGGCUUCUAGUGCUCUCUUCCACAGCAAGUUGGCAGCCAGCGCAAGACACGCCGUUCUGAGCUGAUUUGGACUUUGGAUCGUAGUACGGUAGCGCGCAGCAAGCCAUGAAAUCUGUGUAUGGCUGUUGCAAAAGAAGUUCUGGGGCCUCCACUCUUUUGCGUCCCUCACGUCGCGAAGCCAACUGAGCUGCUUGAGCCGAGACAAGGCUGAGUCGAUUCUUGCGCGCGAUCUCUUCCAUAGAAUAUGUUCCAGGGAGAGUUUUCAAGCUGCGGAGGCUGUUCAGUGACUUGGUGGAAAGCCCGAAUAGCCGCUUGACGCUUGCAAUUGACAUCGUCCGGGUCUCUUCAGACCGUCGCCGGAGACACGCCGAACAGCAACGAAUCCAGUUGACAAGAUGGACUAGAUCGCCGUAACCGUCUCCGCAUAGCGAGCAUGAC